Molecule: messenger RNA, 891 nt
Organism: Saprolegnia diclina VS20
Lineage: Eukaryota; Oomycota; Saprolegniomycetes; Saprolegniales; Saprolegniaceae
Exons: 10
Coding region: 1-891 (296 amino acids)
Biological process (GO): exocytosis; vesicle fusion; intracellular protein transport
Cellular component (GO): SNARE complex; plasma membrane; endomembrane system
Molecular function (GO): SNAP receptor activity; SNARE binding
Source: RefSeq, a predicted model, not a curated record
AUGAACGACCGCCUCGCAGAGCUCACGGGCAAGAGCUCGGAUGUGACGAUCGACGUCUCCGAGGCCUCGAGCACGACCGAGAUCACGCGGCCCAAGUUUAUGGAAAAGUUCUUUGUCGACGUCGAAGACAUGCAGGCUGACCUGAGCAAGAUCGGGCUCGCGACCGACCGCAUUGGCGAGCUUAACCACCAAGCCUUGCUGGCGACUGCCGCCGGCGAAGAGCAGACGAUUAGCCAGGAGCUGUGCUUGGUCAUCGACAACAGCAACAAGAUUGCUGCCCACGCCAAGGGCAUGCUCGAGCUCAUCAAGAAAGAGUCGGUCGAGAAGAAGAAGGACAAGACGGUCGCGGCCUCGGAGAUCCGGAUUCGAGACAACAUGUCGACGACGCUCACGCGCAAGUUUAUGGACACCAUGAAGGAGUACCAAAAAGCUCAGCAAAAAUUCAAAGCCGACAUGAAGAACAAGGUCAAGCGGCAAGUGCAGAUCGUCAAGCCAGAUGCGUCCGAACAAGAAAUCGAUAUGGUCAUGCGGUCGGCCGACCCAGGGGCGAUCUACCGCAGUGCGAUCCUGCAAGGGAGCGCCGAGAGCAUCAAGGAGGUGUACAUGAACUGCCACGACAAGUACCAAGAUGUGCUCAAGCUCGAGCAAAGUGUGGCCGAGCUGCACCAAAUGUUCCUCGACCUCGCGCUCCUCGUCGAGCAGCAAGGCGAGAUGCUCGACCAGAUCGAGUUUCAAGUCAAAGCGGCCUCCAACUACAUUGAGGCUGGCAACAAGGAAGUGUCGAAAGCGAUCCAGACCCAGAAGAGCAUGCGGAAGAAGCAGUGCUGCCUUCUCGUGUUUGGGCUUGUCCUCAUCCUCAUAGCGGUCGUUGCUGCCGGUGGCUUCAAGUAG